Molecule: messenger RNA, 1431 nt
Organism: Knipowitschia caucasica
Lineage: Eukaryota; Metazoa; Chordata; Actinopteri; Gobiiformes; Gobiidae
Source: the annotation of a GenBank genome assembly
AUGCUCUGGACUCUGCUCUCUCUGAGUCUCGUCCACUCGUCCGUCUCAGAGACUCUGGGAACCACCACCAGCUUCUUCCCCAAAGCUAACCACUCUGACGGCUCUAUGGAGGUGACCUCCAGGGACUGCGGUGUGGGGAGAUGGGAGUGUUACCGUGGCGACUGUGGGAAUGUGAUUUUGUCUGAGGACCACGUCCUCUACAACGAUGGAGACUUCUGCCAAGUCCAACACCUCUACACUCUGCAUGUCCCAACCUCUGCGCCGUUUGUGAUCAGGUCCAACAUCGGCGCCGACGUAGGAGAAGACAUUUCUGGUCUGAGCCAAAAAUGGAGGAACCUGACGGAGGUGGAAGUGAGGACCCGCUCUGACACCGGACGAGCAAACUCCUCUCCACUGACCUCCUCUCUGCCAAACCUGCGGAUCCCGGUGAACUGCCCACGGUCCCACAGGCUGCUGAGGUGGGACCCUGAUGGAGACCUGGUCCGGUGCAGAUUCAUGUCCAUCUCUCAGUUCGACUGUGAGGACUGUUCGGAGGUGGCUCUGCUCCCAGACAGGAACUGGUUUCCAUCUGUGAGGUGUAACUGCUGUGCCCUAAAACUCCAUCCUAAAGGUUGUGAAGGUGGAGUUUUCCGGUCAGAGUGCUCCGUCCUGCACACGCCCGGCCUGCUGCCCCCUGGUGGUGUCCUGAUGGUCACCUACAUCAUGGAGGACUUCCCUCAGACCAGCAUCAACCUGAGCCUCAGCACCACAGAGACCAGGACGAGGAGGGAGAGCCUCAGCAAGGUCCCUGUGCAGUUCUUUAUCACAGUGGACCCUCCAGUCCCAGAUUGUGUAUCAGGACGUUAUCUUCCAGAGUUUGUUCCGCCGACUCCAGAGCACGAGGCCGUGGUCUUCGCAGCUGUGCUCCAGCCCUUCAUCGUCACCAUCGUCUUCAUCGCCAACUUCUCCUUGUCCCCGGAGCUCGUCCAUAACGGUCCGGUCAACAUGACGGUUGUCCGCACCGCGACCCAAGAGUUCUCUCUGGUCUGGACUCCAGCAAAGGAUCAUGGGAACCAGCAGCAGCCGGUGUGCUACGUCGUGGAAGUCACCUCUCUGGUGGGCAGGCAUCAGUCGGAGCAGCGGUGUUUCGUGGUGAUCGUUGUGAACGCUCCUCAGUUCCUGUCUGUGACUCCAGCAAAUAACUCAGUCCUCUCGGUCUCACUGGGUCACACUCUGACUGUCCCGGUCCAUGUGGAGACGCCCUCAUCUCCUUACGGGUUGGUAUUUCAGGGUCCCGCAAACAUGACCCUGAACUCCACCUUAGGCGGAGAUCACUUCCUGCUGCGAUGGACGCCGUCUGCGGUCGACGUGAGGAAGAACGUGACCCUCGUCUUCUUCGCCGUGUUUCACAACUUUGUACAAAGGUAUUUACACCUGUCUCAAAAGGGUUAA